ACUGUUUGAAAGCCAAAUAGUUGCUGUUCCCCUCUGCAAACAGUCGCAUCUUGUCGCUUGUCUGCCACGGGCUGCCAGAUCACAGCGUGUGGCUGCGACUUUGGAAGUUUGUUCAACAUUAGAAUAUAUAAACAUCAAUAUAAUAAAGCUCUCUCUCGCGUGCGACCCCGCGCCAAAGUGUUCUUUUUCCCCGGCGGCCUGGGUGGACUAGUAGUUGGUUUGGGGUUUGCGUCCGAUUGCCGUUGGUCGAGUGGGAAAAUUAUUCGCAACACUCUCCCGGAUUCGAUCCGCGGUCCGCGUGCAUUGUGAUAGUGCGUGAUCCUGGCGUGAUCCUCGACCGUCCGGAGCUUUGAGCGUGAAUUGCGCGAAGCUUGCAAGUGGGCUGCUUGUUAGAAGAAAGUGAAAUUUGGGAUGUUAAACGAUCGUUGAUCGUAAUAAAAGGAAGGAAGAAAAAACAAACUGGUGUCAGUGAAGUGUGAUAAAUUGUGACAACGGUUUUGAAGUGAGCAGAACAAAAAAGAGGACAUUUUGUCACGAUUGGGCAGUUUCAAUUUAUGUGAAAACAAAAUAGAAAGGAAUAAUUCCCCUUGCACAAGUGUGAUACAGUGUGUAACGCAAGCAGUGUACCGGAACGAAGGUCUAGCAAAAGUUGUCAGUGACUAAAAACGGACUAGCGAUAGAGUUGUUGUAACGAUCAAUAUAGAAACUUAACCGCGGUGCGUCGGUGAAAGUGAAAGUGAAUUCGUUGCAAUUCAUCGUCCGCGUUGAUCGAUGCGAAAUGUGAGUCAGUAGUGUGAGCGAGCGAUAAGAGUGACCACACAUGAUCAUGAUUCAUUCCCCGACGCCGAGGUACGACUCGUGAGUGCCGCGCGUGUGAAGCAGAAGCGCCAUUAAGCGGUGAUAAGCGGUUGCGUGCGCCGAGCCGAGAGAAUCUCUUCCCUAUCGCCAAAGGAUAACGCCGAAGCCUAUCAGUGUGCAGUGUGUUUAUCGUGUGUUUGACGUGUGUCUGCGUGUGUCUGCGUGUGAGAGUGUGUCAUUGUAUAUGAGUGUGAGGGGGUAGGAAGGUGGAAGACAGGUUGCGAUAAAGAUGCAAAAGCUCUACCCGGAAAGCUCGAUCAACACGAGCAGUAGCAUGGCGGUGGGCGGUGGAGGCGGCGGCGGCGGCGGCGGCGGUGGCGGCAACAUGAGCCCGAUGGCCACCACGUACAGCAGCAUGAACAGUAUGGGGAUGGCGGUCGGCGGCAUGACGUCCGUGUCGCCCCAGGGCGGCGGGUUCGGGGCGACCGUGCUCGGCAGCCCGGGCAUGGGCGGGAUGGGCGCCGCCAUGAACAGCAUGUCGGGCAACUGUCUCACCUCGACGCCGAUCGGGUACAGCUCGAUGGGGUCGCCGAUCAGCAACAUGGGCUCGUGCAUGGGCGGCAACGGCAUGAGCACGAUGGCGGCCAUGUCCGGGUACUCGAGCGUGGCCGGCAGCCGGGAGGUGCUGGGCGAUCCGAGCUCGCCCAACUCGGUCGCGCUGCAGCGGGCCCGCACGGAGAAGCCGGCCGCGACGUACCGGCGGAACUACACGCACGCCAAGCCGCCCUACUCGUACAUCAGCCUGAUCACGAUGGCGAUCCAGAACAACCCGCACAAGAUGCUGACGCUGGCCGAGAUCUACCAGUUCAUCAUGGAUCUGUUCCCGUUCUACCGGCAGAACCAGCAGCGGUGGCAGAACUCGAUCCGGCACUCGCUCAGCUUCAACGACUGCUUCGUGAAGGUGCCCCGCACGCCGGACAAGCCGGGCAAGGGGUCGUUCUGGACGCUCCAUCCCGACUCGGGCAACAUGUUCGAGAACGGGUGCUACCUGCGGCGCCAGAAGCGGUUCAAGGACGAGAAGAAGGAGGUGCUCCGGUCGCUGCACAAGAGCCCGGCGCACGGCGGCAGCCUCGAUGCGGUCGGCAGCCCGGACAAGAAGGACCCGAACGAGGAGCACCACCAUCACCAUCACCAUCACAGCCACAGCCACCACAGCCACCGGACGGAGCACGUGUCCAAGCUGAGCGCGGCAGUCGACACGCACGGCAUGCUGAACAGUGCGCACGGUAAAGACGCGGACGCGCUCGCGAUGCUGCACGCGACGGCCGACUUAUGCUUAGCCCAACAAUCUCAUUCACAGCAUGGUGGUUCGCACCACCCUACGCACCACCACCACCACCAUCCGGCCCACCAGCAGCUGCAGCAGGAGGAAUUGACGGCUAUGGUAAAUCGCUGCCACCCUUCGCUGCUUGGUGAAUAUCACUCGAUGCACCUGAAGCAGGAACCGGCGGGCUACACGCCCUCUAGUCACCCGUUCUCGAUCACCCGGCUGCUGCCGACCGAGUCGAAGGCGGACAUCAAGAUGUACGAGAUGAGCCAGUACGCCGGCUACAACGGGCUCAGCCCGCUGCCGAACUCGCACGCGGCCGCGGCCGCCCUCGGACAGGACUCGUACUAUCACCAGAGCCUCGGCUACCACCAUGCGUCCACGGGCACGACCAGCUUGUGACAUCAGUAUCCGCUGGCAUAAGUGCGGUUGAAAGGCUACUACCACACUGGCACACAGUACCAGCAACAGCACCACCAGCAGCAUCAGCACCAGCAGCAGCAUCAGCAGCACCAACAGAACCAGCAACAGCAGCAACAACAGAACCAGCAGCAGCACCGUCAGCCGCCCGAUCUCGACCAA
Molecule: messenger RNA, 2707 nt
Organism: Anopheles coluzzii
Lineage: Eukaryota; Metazoa; Arthropoda; Insecta; Diptera; Culicidae
Gene: fkh
Product: protein fork head
Exons: 1
Coding region: 1088-2527 (479 amino acids)
Biological process (GO): regulation of transcription by RNA polymerase II; anatomical structure morphogenesis; cell differentiation
Molecular function (GO): transcription factor binding; protein domain specific binding; DNA-binding transcription factor activity, RNA polymerase II-specific
Source: RefSeq, a predicted model, not a curated record